AUGGUCAGCGAUUUGAAUCCCAGACCAGAAAAAUGCACCUGUGGAUCGAUUACUUAUGUCAUCACAGCGGAAGUUGAGCGACCAUGGAAAGUUAACAAAACAUCCUCUAUUACACUAUCAGUUUGCCCUGUUUCCGAUCUCAAUCUUAUUCCCGAAGCUAUCCGUCCAGCAUCUGCUUGCAAAUUUCGAAAAACUGGAUGCAUGUUUCUCCGCCAUGGGAAAAUAUGUGUGCAGAUGAAACUCGCCCGGUCGGGGUACAUCCCAGGAGACACAGUUGAAGCUAUGAUUGAGGUCAACAAUGACACCAAACAGCCAGUGGUAAAGCUUGAUCUACGACUCCGUAGAGUAGACAACUAUACUGCAUACCGUAAUGGUAAAACUUCGACUAACAACGAAAAG
Strongylus vulgaris is the source of this 399-nucleotide messenger RNA. Lineage: Eukaryota; Metazoa; Nematoda; Chromadorea; Rhabditida; Strongylidae. The record is from the annotation of a GenBank genome assembly.